AUGACUAUCAAAGGGUGUUGCUCCGUGGUUAAGUACCUGGUGGUACUGGUGAAUCUGCUGUUCUGGGUCGUUGGGUUUUUGAUCGUUUCGCUAGCCAUCUGGAUGCUGUCGGACCCAACCUUCCUGAUAUCGAUGACCCAAAACGAAAAGAACUACACGAUCGGUUUGUACAUCUUUCUCGCUGUCGGUGGGCUGAUGCUGAUUGUCGCCUUUCUCGGGUGCUGUGGCGCAUUCAAGGAAUCUCAAUGGAUGCUCACCUCGUUUUUCUGUUGCCUACUGAUGGUGCUUGUUGCUGAGCUGGCUGCCGGUGCUUGGGCGUACCAAAACUCGGACAAACUGGAUAAUGUGGUCCGGUCCGCAGUGAAGGAAGCGGUCCAAACACAGUACGGUGUUAUACCGACCCGUACCGCCACGCUGGAUGCUAUUCAGAAGCAUUACAAAUGCUGCGGUGCGGAAGGACCGAACGAUUGGCAAUCGAGCGCAUUCAACAACGUGGAACGUCCAGCGCUGAGCGUCGAAAUUUCCACCCAACCUGCCAGCUACAAGGUGCCGGAAACAUGCUGCAUUGCCAAUAUCACGCCGGAACAGUGCAAAAAGGCGACGCACAUGGAGUUUUUGGCAUCGGCUAAAACACGAUCGGAUCUAUUCGUGGAUGGUUGUAUGGAAAAGCUAGUAAAGGCAGUGCAGGAAAACAUUAAACUGAUCUGCUACGUCGGUGCUGCAAUCGUCGGUAUUGAGCUGCUAACACUCAUACUUUCCCUGCUGUUGUGCUGCGCUAUCCGCCGGAACGAUAACUACAAGCACUAA
Anopheles maculipalpis is the source of this 807-nucleotide messenger RNA. RefSeq names its product CD81 protein-like. Bases 1 to 807 code for a protein of 268 amino acids. Gene Ontology annotation, cellular component: membrane. The transcript has 5 exons. The record is from RefSeq and is a predicted model, not a curated record. NCBI's taxonomy places the organism in Eukaryota, Metazoa, Arthropoda, Insecta, Diptera, Culicidae.